Molecule: messenger RNA, 698 nt
Organism: Melanaphis sacchari
Lineage: Eukaryota; Metazoa; Arthropoda; Insecta; Hemiptera; Aphididae
Product: mitochondrial cardiolipin hydrolase-like
Exons: 2
Biological process (GO): piRNA processing
Cellular component (GO): mitochondrion
Molecular function (GO): RNA endonuclease activity producing 5'-phosphomonoesters, hydrolytic mechanism
Source: RefSeq, a predicted model, not a curated record
UUAAUUAGAAAAAAGCCUAUAUUAUUAUUGGUAAGAAGUUUGACCAUGAUACAUCGCUUAGGAAGUAUUAUAUUGGCUUGCAGUAGUGCAUCAUUUUCAACUUUUUUGUACAAUUAUUUCUACCGAGAAGAAACAGAGGUGUUAUUUUUCUACGGAUUCAUGGAAAUUUGCAAUUUUCACCGAAACAUAGCAGCUAUAACACCUGUUGUUCAAAAUAAUGAGUGUUUUAAGUGCAAACUAAACAUAUUGAUUGGAUAUCUUAAUAGAGCAAAAAAUACUUUGGAUAUCUGUUUAUAUACAUUAAGUCAUGAAUUAUUAACAAAUGCAAUUCUUGAUGCUUAUAAACGUGGAGUUAAUGUCAGGUUAAUUGUAGAUUAUGAUAAUUUUAUGACUACAUGGAAAAUAAGUAAUGUGGGUAUCUCAAAAAGAGUUAAUAAACAUGAUAAGUAUUUAAUGCAUCACAAGUUUGUUAUUAUUGAUAACAAAAAAGUGAUCUUAGGGUCUUUGAAUUGGACUAUGUCACCUCGAACAAAUUGGGAAAAUGUAUUCAUUACAAAUAAUUGUGAAUUGGUUAAUCCUUUUAGACAAGAAUUUCUAAGGUUAUGGGAACAAUUUACUUAGUUUUAAAACCAUUGUCCAUUUGUUAUGAAUUUUUAUACAUAAUAUUAUGUAAAAUUUUCUCUAAUAAACAUUCCUAA